This is a messenger RNA of Gregarina niphandrodes, 1866 nucleotides long. RefSeq names its product putative ARM repeat protein. The transcript is spliced from 3 exons. NCBI's taxonomy places the organism in Eukaryota, Apicomplexa, Conoidasida, Eugregarinorida, Gregarinidae. The record is from RefSeq and is a predicted model, not a curated record. Bases 1 to 1866 code for a protein of 621 amino acids.
AUGGUUGCGAAUCGACUCAGGUUACGGUGCCCGACGGACAUUGAAGAAAUUUUCGAAUCAGGUCGUCAGACGAGCGAGGAUGACACUCUCCUUGCCGCCUCCCUUCCCGUAUUACCGCCGCCCCUUAAGAAGACCGGCUCUAUCUUCUCCAGCAUCGGGUGCCGCCAGCUGGUGUCCGGCAAAAAAGAGAGAAUUACCCAAUCCAAGACCCUCACCAUUGAUUCCCUUUUCGACAGCGUCACAGACGCUGAAUUGAGCAAGGUCGUCGCAAUGCGCAACAGACCUGCCAGAAUCGCUCCCGAUGGCCGCAGAAAACAGCAGGUGCGCCCUUCAUUGAUUCUGGCUGAAAGCUCAAUCGCCGCACACGUGUGUGCGCGGGCAAACAAAACGCUGAUCCAUGCUCCCCAGCGCCCAAAUACCCCAGGUCAUGAUUUUACGAGCCCCGAGGCGACCGUAGACUCGUCUGAGAGUUCUCCCUUUCCCGUGCGAAGUAUUGCUAACAGUUCGCCAAGGAAUGGUAUGGAAUUACUGGAUGAUGAAGACAGCAGUCGCCGCGGACGUCCUGGCAGUCGUGCUAGAAGCAAGAGUCCUUCGCGGUCGUCCGCGAAUGGAUCGCCGAUGGUUCUACUGACUGCGGAUAACCCGAACUACAUGUCUAGCGACCUUUCGCCGGACAUGCGGCAGAUUAGCCAUCCUUCAGCGUUCACAGUGAAUCGAGACAGCCAAACGGUGCAGUUCCAGACGCUUCGUCCGGGUGACAACAGCAAGACUCUUUUUCCGUCGUCGACUUCGUCGACGAAUCCAGCGGCAUUGCGGAAGCAGCGAACCCGGCGGCUGAAGUCGGAUAAGAAGCUAUUUGAAAGCAAGCGGACGAAGAUUUCGUUUACAGGUCCGGGGUUUGCGCCUUUACCGAACAGCAAGGGUUCGGAGUCAACAGCAACAGAGGAGACGGCGCCGCGUAUGUUUCGACGGGCGACGAUGGCGGACGUGACGGAUUCGAUGCGUUCAGAGAAGACUCGCGACUACUCAGUAUUGUUUGACGAACACCAUCUGACUGGUAUGUUUAAGAGCAAACGCGACGUGAAGCGCCGGUUACGACCUUCACGUACGUUGGUGCCAUCGGGUGGCGUGCGAGACGGGAACUUGCUGGCGGAAGCCUCGCCUGCGGUGCAGCGCGACUUCAUGACCUUUUACUGGGCGCGCAAAGCCGCAGAUGUCCCACAACUGCUCACGCUAUUGGACAGCCAACUGCCGUUGCCCGACAACCUAUCCCGACAUAUCCAUCCCUGGGUCGAGGCACCUGAGUCUGUGUGUGCACUCGCAGUCAACCAGAUCGCUAUCAUUGCCGCACAAAAUCCCCUCACUCCCGAAGAUACCGCCGUGAGCACGGUUCUUAAACUCAUCCCGUUGCUCAGCGCUCCUGAAACGGACAAGUCCGAAGCCGCACUUCUUGCACUUGGACUCAUCACUGCAGAGGUGCCUAGUCUCGCCCAGCUCUUAUUUGAACACGAUGCACUCCCUAUACUCAUCAACAUGAUGUUCAGAGAAAAGGAAGGAGUCAAAGCCACCGCCGCCCAACUCUGCAGGAAUGUCUACGUCCUAGACCUCACCCACCGCCGCGCCUUCCGAGACCUUGGCGGCAUCCGCGCCCUCCUCGCCCUCACCGACCACGGAUCCGUCGAUCUACAAAUAGAAGCCAUCUACCACAUCGGCGAUUUCAUCAUGCAAAAUGGCGAGGAACUCCCCGAAUUCGUCGACGCAGUCAAGGUCAUGUCGGCCGGCGCCAAGCUCGAGCUGCUGCUGGAAUAUCCGGACGAGUACUUGUACAGUGUCGUGAAGCAACUCUACUUGCGUCUUGCGGACUGA